Cladophialophora psammophila CBS 110553 is the source of this 1086-nucleotide messenger RNA. RefSeq lists its product as uncharacterized. Gene Ontology annotation, molecular function: zinc ion binding; ubiquitin conjugating enzyme binding; ubiquitin protein ligase activity. Lineage: Eukaryota; Fungi; Ascomycota; Eurotiomycetes; Chaetothyriales; Herpotrichiellaceae. Gene Ontology annotation, biological process: positive regulation of proteasomal ubiquitin-dependent protein catabolic process; ubiquitin-dependent protein catabolic process; protein polyubiquitination. Bases 1 to 1086 code for a protein of 361 amino acids. The record is from RefSeq and is a predicted model, not a curated record. The transcript is spliced from 2 exons. Gene Ontology annotation, cellular component: cytoplasm; ubiquitin ligase complex.
AUGACCGAACAUAUUGCUGCAUUUGAUGACCUAGACGCCGAGAUGGCUGAUCUUAUCCUUAAGCUCCAGCUCGAAGACAUUGAAGACCUCCGUGCUUGCUCCAAAGACAAGAACCGAGAUGGCUUGCUCAACGAUGCCCAGAUGGCACUGUCCUUGCUUGAGGAGAAUCUCGAAGGCAUACGCUCAAUUUUGUCUGACCGACAAAUGACCCAAAGCAUGGCGAAUGCUGUACAAGCGGAUGCUGAGGCCAUUGCGAAUGUUGUCAGUGAAGAAGAGACCGCGUGUGAAGACCACGCUCUGGCACAUCGCCUAAACGGAACCAAUAUCACACCCGAAGUCCACCUCCAGCCCAGUGACCUGAGUGUAAAGAUCCUUGCGAAACUUGCUGGACGAUAUAUGUCUGAAGACGUCGGCCAUGGGCUGUUUCAGGACGCAAGAGCCAGGGCAGAGUGUGGGCCAGAUCAGAAUCGGCAGGCAGAAGAUUUUGUGCAAGGAUCUGCUCGUAAGCAGGCACUCAACGACACAGGCGAGCUCCAAUGCAUUGCCUGCAACGACGUCAAGAAGUUCUUCGACGUUAUCGAGGUAUCCUGUGGCCAUGGUUAUUGCAAACCGUGUUUGCAAGUCCUUGUCGAUCUGGCCACCAAAGACGAGUUAUUGUUCCCGCCACGUUGUUGUCGUGAACCCUUUCAAAUGAGUGAAGUUAACAUCUUUCUCACCAAGGAGCUCAGAGAUCAAUUUGAGCAUGCUCAAGUUGAAUUCGGCACUCGCGACAGAGCCUACUGCUGUUUAGAGACUUGCUCUACUUUCAUACCUCCAAGUGAAAUUGAUGGCGAUACAGCAACCUGUGUAAAGUGUGGUACACUUACCUGCAAUAUUUGCAAAAAGCCAGCUCAUGACGGCCAUUGCCCAGAGGAUCCUGAACUCCAGGAGAUGCUCCGGCUUGCAAAUCAGAGCGGAUGGCAACGAUGCUAUGGCUGUCAUUGUCUGAUCGAGCUUGACGUCGGCUGCAAUCAUAUAACAUGCCGAUGCGGUGCACAAUUCUGCUACGUUUGCGGAAUUCUAUGGAAACAAUGUGGCUGCGACUAG